Molecule: messenger RNA, 3717 nt
Organism: Puntigrus tetrazona (Sumatra barb)
Lineage: Eukaryota; Metazoa; Chordata; Actinopteri; Cypriniformes; Cyprinidae
Gene: gemin4
Product: gem (nuclear organelle) associated protein 4
Exons: 2
Coding region: 336-3614 (1092 amino acids)
Biological process (GO): spliceosomal snRNP assembly; rRNA processing
Cellular component (GO): SMN complex
Source: RefSeq, a predicted model, not a curated record
GUGUUUUUCGUGUUAAUUAUAACUUGCGAAUAUGUCACUGAACGACUCAUUGAACGGAUAUGAAUGAAUCUUUUUUGUAGAGAUUCAAAAGAUUCGAAUUACUGAGGUCCCUUCCACGUGAUGGCGCUACAGAAAAAAACCAAGGUCCUGCCAUUUUUGACACGGAAGCAAAUACAGUACGUGCUUCUGCUUUUGAAAACCCAGAAGGCAAACGUGUUAAACUUUACCAUUCAAAACAAGUGUUUCUCUCAUGUUGUCAUAAAUGAGCGUUUGAAAACCGCAUGCAUCGACAUAUCUGUGAUCAUUUACUCAGCGUGGGAUUUUAGUGGAUGUGAAUGACUUCAGUUGGUGACUUAACAGAAGUUAUGGAUCAAGAGUCAUGGCUCAGCUGUGAGAAGACUGCUGUGCUUCAGGGAGGAUUCUUACUGGCAAAUCAGCUAUGCCAACCUGAGCCACUGCUGUCUCUGAAAAAAGAGGACUGGGAUCGGAUUGGACGUCCUAUUGUCAAUGCAGUCAAAGAGAUUUGCGAACAUUCACUCAAAGACACCAAAGACAGAUUCCAUUGGAGAAAGAGGAUUCUCUGUAUUGUGUGGAGCAAAAUCUUAGAGGUGAGGAACAAAGAGGACAUUAAUAUCAGAUGGAAGGAAGACCCAUUGUUUGCUGUGCAGAACAGCCUUCCUGAUAUUAACCACACUGUGCUGUUUGAGCUGGUGAAGUCAAUGAGCUUUUCUACUAUUUAUGUGGAGCUGCUGAUGUGCUUUCAACCAGCUGAACGGUGUGAGGAGCUCAAGCUGCUUGUUGAUCAUGUGUCAAGCAGCAGCACAGAAACAGAUGCGAAGCUGCUGUUGGAGGUGUGGUGGGAACUGCUGAAGGGCAAGAGAGGAUGUCUUGAUGCCUUAGACCAGCUCUUUACAGCUCAUUUUUCACUCUGCAUGACUGAGCCAUCACCCCUGGCAUCAAAAAGAUUCAAACCUGACCCAGAAUCUACAUGUGUGGUGCAUGUACUGUUUGAAGGACUGAGGAAAAUAAAAGAGCAUUUGACGUCAUCUGAGUUGUGUUAUUUUGCCCUGUCUAAUUGCCUAGACACAUUGUAUACCAACUACCUUUUAGGUAAUACUGCUGAUCUCUCCAUAGAAAUGAAACUCCAAAGCAUCUCUCGCACAGUGAGCCUUAAAAAGAGAAAUGAAGGGCUGGAUGAUUUUGACCUGAUUGAGAUCAUACGUGAGGCUCAGAGAGACCUUGCUGCCACUCUCACUCCAGCUGAGACCAAGCCAUGUGGAAUGACCUUCAUCCAGGCCAUGCAGGUCACACUUGAGAUUAUAUGCUCCUGGGAGGUUAUGGGGCUUCUGAAGAUGCCCAGCAAUGACCCAAGUGUAAUGGUGAUGCGUCUAAAAGAUAGCCUGGAUAGAGUUCUGACUUCUUUGGAGCACCGAUCACAUGCAAAAGAUCUGGUUGGAAAUGGACAGACUUUGAAUAAUUUGCUGGUAACUUUGAAAGGCUUAACAGCAUCUUUAUCAUUCACCGUUCCUGAAAGUUCUGCAGCAGAAGUAGCAAAUAUGUCCAUCACUAUUUUAGACCACCAUCUUGAGGGGUUUGAAGGUCUUCCUGGACUGUUUGCAUCCAAACUUAGUCAGAAUUUCAGUCAGAUGGAGUGGAUUCAGUGUUUGGAGAGAAAUGGGAGUUUGUUUCAAACCAAAGAGCUUCUGAUAACAUUGAUCUCCACGCUUACAGCUAAAUGUCAAAGUGAUGCUGAUGUUAAGUACUGCAAAAAGCUCAAGGAUAUUAUCGUAAACCUAUUUUCCCACUUGUCAUUAUCUGACAAAAAUGCUACCCUUUCAGAAAUGCUCUCCAUCUCUAAAAAAGGUCUUCAUGGAUUUCUUCCCAGCUCUGUAACUAUAGGUUUCUCCGAGGAGCUCAAUCUGGCCUUUAACAGCAUAAUUCAAAGUGGUGCGAACAGCAGCCUUGAUGCAGCAGUCUCUGCUGUGGCCCGAGUGGCUUUCCAGAAUCCUGAAGCAACUUUGCGGAGAUGCUGUCACAUGGCUGUUGUUAACCUUGGAGCUCACGCUCUGAUAGCCGAGAUUCUCCAGCAGCUCUCAGGUCUCACAUCUUCACCGGCAGUUCAGAAAGACAAUCUGCUGUGUAGGUGCCUGCAGGACACUGUGUGGAGUAAGCUAUCCUCACUUCAAGAGGAGAACCAGUUUCUGCAAUUUUUGGCUGAGCUGAUGAAGUGCAACAUAACUGGAAGCACAGGAGAAAAGCUGAGUUUCCUUCCGCCAGAAGAAGUCUUGCAUGCAUUUGUCCAGCCAUACCUUCUCCCAGCAUCUUCCAGUUCAAGCAACUUAGAGUUUUGUCUUCGACUUCUUCAGUGCACCCUGAACCAGGAGACCACGAGUGACUCAGUGCAUUGGAUCAUGAGCUGCUCUCCAUUCCCGCUUUUAUAUUGUCUGGCUCAGCUCUUGAAUGAGUGCAGUAGGUGCUGGGACCAGCCAUUAGAAAGCGAGAUACAUAUUUCCAUGGAGUCCAAAGAGCUGCUCUUAUCUGUACUGCACACAUUGGGGAUAAUUGUUGGCAAGGAAGUGGCCCAUGCACCUGAUUCUUGGUCCAGAGCUCUCUUUUGGCUCUACAGCAAAGUGGAGGAACUUGAUUGGACCGUGCGUUUUUACCUGAAGGAUGUAUGGGGAAACCAUUUUAAGUAUGAAGUUCCAAACUCUCUGUUGUCAGUUUGUGAUCUUCCUGAGCAGGAGUGGUCUGGCCUGGACUUACCUCAGUAUGGACAAGGUACUGGACUUGUAGCAUGGUUUGAAUGCUGUGCGCUGUCAGAUCAUGUUCAUGAUGCAAUGCUGGAAUCUCUCUCCCUAAACUUGAUGAAACCAGAUGAAGUCAACAUGUUCGGCAAGGGCCUGUUAGUUGCAUCAUGUCAGAUUCUCCCGUGGUGCACAUCUGGGGAAUGGGAAAGACUUUUGAAAGUGUUACAAGAACUUUUAGAGUCAGACCAACUCUAUGUGCCAUACUCUUUAGAAUAUGUUGAUUUCCUUCCAUUACUCAAUCUGCGUUCGUUUGCUAAUGAGUUGCGCCUAUCAGUCUUUCUUUUGCGGAUCUUCCAGCUGCUCUGCAGUUCGAGCUGUUCUGAUUGGCUUCCACCUCAAGGCUGGGCACAUACAGGACGGCUUUAUGCCAAUGCUAUGAGGGGCAUUAUCAGAUCAGUCACCAAGAAGAUUCCCACUACGCCAACACCCAAAACUGAGAAGAUUCCGUCUCCCCCCUUCCCCAAUACAGAGAAGAUUCCCUCUCCGCCAUCCCCCAAAAUCGAGAGCAUUCCCACUAUGCCUUCCCCUAAAACCUCAGGAGCUUGCAGUCAGGAAGUUCUGUUUGUGUUGACUCAGCUCUUCUGCCAUGUGCUUCAUGUGCAGGUGAUGAUACCCGGCCAGCCAGAGGCACUGUUCCUGUGUGCCCUGGAGAUUUUGACCAACUAUGAGGCUGUGCUCUCAGCAUAUCCCGACAGCUGCACUGCACUUCAGGGACUCAACACACGUCACUUCUUCACUACAAUCACAGACAAUUUGAAUAGUGCAGACAUGAAAGCUGCUCUACACCAGAAGAUAGCUCAGUUAUAAGAUUACACCAGCAACUCACAAUUAAUGACUGCUACAAAAUGAGUUUGAAUUUGUUCAUUUGGUUUGUCACAGAAGAAAGUUAAAUAAAUAAUUGUGCAUAGUA